Molecule: messenger RNA, 6342 nt
Organism: Haemorhous mexicanus (house finch)
Lineage: Eukaryota; Metazoa; Chordata; Aves; Passeriformes; Fringillidae
Gene: SIM2
Product: SIM bHLH transcription factor 2
Exons: 11
Coding region: 443-2725 (760 amino acids)
Biological process (GO): regulation of transcription by RNA polymerase II
Molecular function (GO): RNA polymerase II transcription regulatory region sequence-specific DNA binding; DNA-binding transcription factor activity, RNA polymerase II-specific; protein dimerization activity
Source: RefSeq, a predicted model, not a curated record
GUAGAAGAAGUCGUUCGGUGAAGGGGACCCGGCGGUUUGCUCCCCAUUAAGGAGAAGAUCAAGAUCCGAUUCCCAGCUGCACGCAGAGGACGGGGGUUGUCGUGGGUCUUUCAGCCUGGCUUUCGUAGCCCUCGCUGCUGCAGGGUCAGAGCAGAACUGCCUUCUCCGAGCGGCUUUCCUGUCCUGCUUGUAGCUCAAAGAUCGCCUCCCCCCUCCUCGCACCAUUUCUGUUCGUGUUGGUUUAGCUUUAUUUUUCCCUCCCCUUUUUGUCUUUUUUUUUUCCCGCCCUUUCGUUUAUUAUUAUUAUUAUUAAUUAUUCGAUUUGGGUAAAUUGCCUUCCUAAAACGAAAAUACUAACUCAGCAGUCGAAAUCCAUGCCCCCUGCCAUUCGGAAGAACCGGGUCUAAUAUGCCAGUGACAUCUCCGCCUUGCAGCAGUCGCGAUGAAGGAAAAAUCCAAGAACGCGGCAAAGACUAGACGGGAAAAAGAAAAUGGAGAAUUCUACGAACUGGCCAAACUCCUGCCCCUGCCCUCGGCCAUCACCUCGCAGCUGGACAAGGCGUCCAUCAUCCGCCUCACCACCAGCUACCUGAAAAUGCGAGCCGUCUUCCCCGAAGGUCUGGGCGACGCCUGGGGGCAGCCGAGCAGGAUCGGCCCUUUGGAUAACGUGGCCAUGGAGCUCGGAUCCCACUUGCUUCAGACUCUGGAUGGUUUUGUUUUCGUCGUGGCAUCCGAUGGCAAAAUAAUGUACAUUUCUGAAACAGCAUCUGUGCACCUUGGCCUGUCCCAGGUGGAGCUCACUGGAAACAGCAUUUAUGAGUACAUCCACCCCUCAGACCACGAUGAGAUGACUGCUGUCCUCACUGCCCACCAGCCUCUGCAUCCUCACCUCCUGCAAGAAUAUGAAAUCGAGAGAUCCUUUUUCCUGAGGAUGAAGUGUGUCCUCGCCAAGAGGAAUGCAGGCCUGACCUGCAGUGGCUACAAGGUGAUCCACUGCAGUGGCUACUUGAAGAUCCGCCAGUACAUGCUGGAUAUGUCCCUGUACGACUCCUGCUACCAAAUCGUGGGGCUGGUGGCCGUGGGGCAAUCUUUGCCUCCCAGUGCAAUCACUGAGAUCAAGCUCCACAGCAACAUGUUUAUGUUCAGAGCCAGCUUGGAUUUAAAACUGAUUUUCCUCGAUUCCAGGGUCACGGAAUUAACUGGAUAUGAACCCCAGGAUCUGAUAGAGAAAACCCUCUACCACCACGUGCACGGCUGCGACGUUUUCCACCUGCGAUACGCUCACCACCUCUUGCUGGUGAAAGGCCAAGUGACCACCAAGUACUACCGGCUGCUGUCCAAGCAGGGAGGCUGGGUGUGGGUGCAGAGCUACGCCACCAUCGUGCACAACAGCCGUUCGUCACGGCCUCACUGCAUAGUGAGUGUCAAUUAUGUCCUUACAGAUAUUGAGUACAAGGAACUUCAGUUGUCACUGGACCAGGUUACCAUUUCCAAGUCACAGUUUUCAUGCAGAAACUCAGUACCUACCUCGCAGGAAACAAGGAAAAUAGUAAAACCCAAAAGUAAUAAAAUGAAGGCAAAACUCAGAACAACACCUUACCCGCCACAGCAAUACAGCUCGUUCCAAGCAGACAAACUGGAAUGCAGCCAGGUGGGGAGCUGGCGCUCCAGCCCCGCCGCCAGCGCCGCCGCCCUCCAGGAACAGAACUUCCAUUCAGAGAGCAGCGAGCUCCUGUACGCCCCUCCCUACAGCCUGCCCUUCUCCUACCACUAUGGACACUUCCCUGUGGAUUCCCACGUCUUCAGUGGCAAGAAGCAAAUGCUGCCUGCAAAAUUCGGGCAGGCCCAAGGGGCGCCCUGCGAGGUGGCACGGUUCUUCCUGGGCGCGCUGCAGACCAACGGCGAGUGCCAGUGGCACUAUGCCAACUCCCUGGUUCCCAGCGGCCAGUCACCCUCCAAAAGCCUUCCUGAGCAGCCAGUGAACAUCAUCAGGCACAACCUUGCACAGAGCUAUGAAGUGCCACUGUCCAACAGGAGGUACAACCAGGACGCUCUGCCCGAGCCCUUCCCGAGCUGCACGGCGCCCGUGCCAGGCCGCUACAAAGAGGAGCUCUACGACUCUUCCCUCAUGAAACACAACAAAGCAGAGCCCAGGAUCCAGCCCCACGCCCACCUCAUCAAAGAGGAGAACAAGCUGGCUUUCACCAGAGACCUGCCAGAAAAAACAGCCAUCAACGAGGGCUCCUUCCCCAGCUCCCUGCUGCCCAAAUCCGAGUGCUGCCAGGCCAAGCCCGUGGGACAGCUGAGCCACCUGCUGCCCGUGCCCUCGGUCUACGAGCAGAGCAGGAGGAUUUGUGUCAAAGAGCCCAAAUUUGGGCACAUCAGCCACCACCCAGGCAGCCUGGAGGAGCUGGACGAGAGGAUGAGCACCAAGCUGGACCACGAGGCCGAGGGCGAGCGGCUGAUGGAGGUGAGGCCCUCGGGCCAGGUCCCCUUCGUGCUCCUCAACUACCACCACGUGCUGGCCAAGCAUGGAGCCUUCCAGACCUCCCCCUGCACGGCCACGGGACACGCGGGGGAAAAUUAUUCCUACAGCUCUGAGGAAGUCAACGCGUUCCUCUACAAAAACCAAAGCCCCUCCUCGGCUUCUUCUCCAGAAACCCACAAGGAAUCUGCACUCCCCCACUACAUUGGGACCUCUGUCAUCAUUGCCAACGGCAGGUGACGGCAGCACGGGAGGGUUCUGUGUUUCAUUAAGAAGCCAAACUGUAAUGGUUUGCUGAAAAAAAAAGAAAAGAAAAAAAAAAAAAGCAUGAGGAAACACAGUGACAUUUCCUGAGCAAAGCUGGAGGGCAGUGAGGGACAAAGCAGUGAGUUCCAGGAGUCCCAGGAAAAUCCCCUCCAUCCCCUGCCGUGCUUCCGUGUCCCAGACACAGCUCUGGUGCCAGGGAGAAGCCAAGUUCCAGAUCUUAUUUUUGUUAUUUUAUAGUGUGCAGCAGAAGGAAACGAGAGCUGUUAUAUGCAGAGGUUUAUAUGAAGAACUUUUUUUUUUUUCCUUGACCCCUCCUUAAAAUAAACUCAAGAUUUUUUUUUUUUAAUCAUUAUCAUAAAAUAUGCAUUCUAGUUUAGGGUUUUUUUGACAAAUUGUGUGAAACCUCGCACCAACUCUCCACCCAACCCCCUGACACAUGGACUUUGUUGAGAGAGUGGUGAUUUUGAACAACCACAACACAGCUGUCCUACCCAAACAGGGGAAAAAAAGCUUAUUUAUUAAUUACCAAAAAGUUUUAAAACGAAAUAAAUCAACCCCACAUUUGAUUUAUUUAACACAGAUUUCAGUGCUCUGAGAUUGUUGCCACCACCAUUUAUCUUGACAAGGGACAAUAUGACAAAUUAAUAGGUACAAAGAUAGGAAUUACAGGGUUACAGGUCUUGUCAUGGCAAAUUGGGACAAAUUAUGGGGCAGGAACUAAUUCCCCACAAACAAGAAAAGGAAACUCCUAAAUCCUGUGUUGCCCUGAGUAUUCUGGGGGAAGCCUGUGCAGAUUUUCAACCCAGCCAGUCACAAAUACAUCUUAAUAACAGCACCAGAAAUGUUUUCUUUAUAGUCAAGAGAAUAAUGAACAUUUCUGCCUUAUUUUGAACUUACCAGUAGAAUUGUGAGCUUUGAAAAUUCCAGCUCUUAACACGCUGAACUUCCUCCAGCAUAAAUCCCGUUGUCAGCACAAAGGUAGGGCUGGAAUUCCCUGCCUGGAGCACUUCACAAAUCCCAAACAGCACAUUUGAAACACUCACAUUUGGCCCAGCCAGCCAGGAAGAGAUUUUCACCCCUUUAUUUUUAAUUCUUUGCAGAGGAUGGAUCUGUGUGAGUUUCACUGACAGCACUCAGCCCACGGUGGUUUUCAGCCAUUUCCCCAAACAUUGGGAGUGGAUAAAACAUCAAGAGGCUCCCUAAACAAUAAAUGUGGCUCUAGAUCUCACUCAGCUCCAUUUCUUACCCCAGUUCAAGCUUAAUUCAGAAUUUUUCAAACUUUCUCUCAUCAGACUCCAAAGAGAACUUCGCUGAAAAACCUUGAGCACCCUGGGAUGGUGGAAGGUUCCCUGGAUGAGCUUUGAGCUUCCUUCCAACCCAAACCAUCCCAUAAUUCUUUGAAGAAAAUUCUUCCCUGGUUUGUGUCAGAUGGAAAAAUCACUUGCUCAUGGAUUGCACCUUGUCAGAAAAAUCCUAAUGCAAUACUCAGCCCUUAAAAUUCCAUGUUCUCCAUGAUUUCUAUGCAGCAAUAAUUCAUCCCAGAAUGGUCUGGGUUGGGAGGGACCUUAAAGCUCAUCCAGCAGAUCCAAGCCCCCGAAAGGGGCAGGGAAUUUUCCAUUAAAAUACACAAAUAAAGUUAUUUCCUUCUGUACAUGAAUAUUUAUUGGCAUGAGUACAAAAAAUAGUUUAAGAGCAAAGGCUGGACAACAGUUUUCAGUAUUUUUUUCAUUGCUUCCCAUUAAAGGUUCACAGAGAAACCUUUAUUAUCAAAUUAAUAUUCACUCGAAAAUGAACUUGAACUGAACACUCUCAGUUGUUGUUUUCAUUUGCACAAAAAAUACAUUUUGUGCUAAACAGAACAAAAAAGGCCAAAUCAGUGAUUCCAAAAAAAAACCCCAAACAGAACCAAACCAGCACAGUCACUCCCUGUGUAACCUCAGUCUGUUCAACGCUGGAGAAGCUGGCAAGGCUCCAGAGGAGCUGUAAAUGUGGAUUAUGAUCAUGCUGACCCCAUAAAUCAGGAAAUGUGGAUUAUGAUCAUGCUGACCCCAUAAAUCCAAGGCAGGAGACACCAGUUGCUUUCCCAGUUGGUUCAGAGCCCUCCCAGCCCCUGCUCCCCACAAACGACCCCAACUCCUGAAAAGAUAAUUAUGGGUUCAUUGGGUUCAAUUAAAUUAAACCCACGCCCCACAGAGGAGCCACUGGCAUGGCUGGCAUCAUUAAAAAGAAACCUGAUGCCCAACCUCUCCUACUGCACGUUCUCCCUCAUUAGAGGCACUGCUGAAUUUGGGUGUUCCUGCAAAUCCUGCUCGCUAUAAAAACACAAAAAUUGGGCUUUUGCUCGAGAAAAACACCGCUGAUAUUUUUCAGCUCGAUGUUUUUCCACCUUGUUAUUCCCACUUCCAGGCUUUAUUCCAGCAGCCUGAGCAGAGGAGGUGUUCCAUCACUCUCCCCCAGGUGUUUUAGGGGAGGUGAUGCCCAGGCACAGGAAAUUUCCCUGCGAGGCAAUAAUGAACCAAUUAAGAACUCACAGCUGAUAAUGCAGGGGAAGGUGCAGAAAAGAUGGCAAAAGCAAAUGUGGGAAGGAUUUUUUUUUUCUUUCCUGCCACUCUCCAAGAUUUAAACAGCAAUUCCAUGUUCCCAUCUGGGAGUAAAUUACACUGGGAGAAAAACAGGAUUUUUUGGUCAGUUAAAUUACAGAUGUUCUCAGCAAAAUCGUAGUGCUCUGCCAUCACAGUGGCAAUGUUUGAAUAAUGAAAAGUGGUUUUAAUAAUGAAAAAUGUUUUUAAUAAUGAAAAAAAAAUGAUGGCACUGAAGGGGAAUGUGAAUUGAAAUAUAUUAUGAAAAAUAACCUCAUUCUCUUUAGUAUUUCAGCCACACCUUUGUUGUGAGACUUCACAAGAUUUGAACUCUUGGGAGGGUUCAGACCUGGCAAGAAAACCAUGGAAAAUGGGAGAAAGAGAGUGAAAGAGGGAAUAUUUUACCAAAAUCAUAGAAAAUUUGGGUUGGGAGGGACUUUAAAGAUCUCAUUCCAGCCCCCUGCCAGUCAGGGAAUCUUCCACCAGGCCCAGGUGAAGCUGGAAAAGUCAAUCCCACAGUGAGGUCUCCAAGGUUUGGAAGCAGUGCAAUGGAAACAAAACAAGGUGAAAAAGGCCCAGGUCUGUCCCCAGCUCUCUGUGCCCUGGGAUUUGAAAAAGGUAAUUUCAGGAAAUUCAGCACAACAGGUGCAAAAUUGGGGAAUUCAUCACUGGAGGUGCCAAUGAAUGGGAAAUCUGCCAGAAUUUCUCCAGACAUCUCAAGACAGGACAUAAAUUCUUUUUUUUUUUUUUUCCAGUCACACUUCAGAAAUGCCACAGAGGAAAUGUUGUUAUUCCAGUUCUUUCCUGAGGUUAGAUUUUGCUUUUUUUUUUUUUAAUAUGAUGCAGAUAAAAGCUAUUUGGCAAGUGUAGGUGAAGAAGCACGCAACCCAACCAACCUAUUCAAGCUCAGAAUUAUAUAUGUAUUCCCUAAAAAUGUAAAGCAUUUUUGCUUAUUUAUUAUGUAAAACAAAACUGUUAAAAUGUUAAUAAAAUCCUGUAGCCAAAGGAAAA